Psammomys obesus (fat sand rat) is the source of this 3253-nucleotide messenger RNA. RefSeq names its product doublecortin like kinase 2 (gene Dclk2). The record is from RefSeq and is a predicted model, not a curated record. The transcript is spliced from 17 exons. NCBI's taxonomy places the organism in Eukaryota, Metazoa, Chordata, Mammalia, Rodentia, Muridae. The coding region runs from base 111 to 2396 and encodes 761 amino acids. Gene Ontology annotation, biological process: protein phosphorylation; intracellular signal transduction. Gene Ontology annotation, molecular function: protein kinase activity; ATP binding.
CCCCCCGCGGCAUGGCCCGCGCGCCCGAGCGCGGGGCCCGGCGGCUCUGAGCGCGGCGCUGCCCGGCGGCCGAGCCCCGGUCCCUUUCUGUGGCGAGCGCGGCCGCCGCGAUGGCCAGCACCAGGAGCAUCGAGCUGGAGCAUUUCGAGGAGCGGGACAAAAGGCCGCGGCCCGGGGCGCGGAGGGGCGCGCCCGGCUCCGCGGCGGCCGCCGGCGGCCCCGGGCCCCGCGGCAACGGGCUCAUCCCCAGCCCGGCGCACAGCGCGCACUGCAGCUUCUACCGCACGCGGACGCUGCAGGCCCUCAGCUCGGAGAAGAAGGCCAAGAAGGCGCGCUUCUACCGGAACGGGGACCGCUACUUCAAAGGCCUGGUCUUCGCCAUCUCCAGCGACCGCUUCCGCUCCUUCGACGCGCUGCUGGCCGAGCUCACCCGCUCGCUGUCCGACAACGUGAACCUGCCGCAGGGCGUGCGCACCAUCUACACGGUGGACGGCAGCCGGAAGGUCACCAGCCUGGACGAGCUGCUGGAAGGUGAGAGCUACGUGUGUGCCUCCAACGAGCCGUUUCGCAAAGUGGAUUACACCAAAAACGUUAAUCCGAACUGGUCUGUGAACAUCAAGGGUGGUGCGACCCGAGCCUUGGCCGUGGCCUCUGUGAAAAGCGAGGUGAAAGAAAGCAAGGAUUUCAUCAAGCCCAAGUUAGUGACUGUGAUUCGAAGCGGCGUGAAGCCCAGAAAGGCUGUGCGGAUCCUUCUGAAUAAAAAGACUGCCCAUUCCUUUGAGCAGGUCCUAACGGACAUCACAGAAGCCAUUAAACUAGACUCGGGCGUGGUCAAGAGGCUGUGCACCCUGGAUGGCAAGCAGGUUACUUGUCUGCAAGACUUUUUUGGUGAUGAUGAUGUUUUUAUUGCAUGCGGACCUGAAAAAUAUCGUUAUGCCCAAGAUGACUUUGUCCUGGAUCACAGCGAAUGCCGCGUGCUGAAGCCCUCUUACUCCCGAGCCGCCAAGUACUCUGGAUCCAAGAGCCCAGGGCCGCCUCGCCGCAGCAAGUCCCCAGCCUCAGUAAAGAGGGCUGGCUUCUGCAGCGCCUACUCCACAGCCAGAUGCCCAGUGAAUGGAACUCCCAGCAGCCAGCUGUCCACUCCCAAGUCCACCAAGUCUUCCAGCUCCUCUCCAACCAGCCCAGGAAGCUUCAGAGGAUUGAAGCAGAUUUCUGCUCAAGGCGGAUCUUCCUCCAAUGUAAAUGGUGGCCCGGAACCUGACCGUUGCCUGAGUCCUGAAGGUGUGAAUGGGAGCAGGAGCUCUGAGUCAUGCGCCCUCCUGGAGAAGUACAGAAUCGGGAAGGUCAUCGGGGAUGGCAACUUCGCAGUAGUCAAGGAGUGCGUGGACAGGUCUACCGGAAAAGAAUUUGCAUUAAAGAUUAUCGACAAAGCCAAAUGCUGUGGAAAGGAACAUCUGAUUGAGAAUGAGGUGUCAAUUCUGCGCCGAGUGAAGCACCCCAACAUCAUCAUGUUGGUGGAGGAGAUGGAGACGGCAACUGAGCUUUUCCUGGUGAUGGAGCUGGUCAAGGGUGGCGAUCUCUUUGACGCAAUUACUUCUUCAACCAAGUACACCGAGAGGGAUGGCAGUGCCAUGGUGUACAACCUGGCCAGUGCCCUCAGGUACCUGCACAGCCUCAGCAUUGUCCACAGAGACAUCAAACCCGAGAAUCUUCUGGUGUGCGAAUACCCAGACGGAACCAAGUCUUUGAAACUGGGAGACUUCGGGCUGGCUACGGUGGUUGAAGGCCCUCUGUACACAGUCUGUGGCACACCGACUUAUGUGGCGCCAGAGAUCAUUGCUGAGACCGGUUACGGCCUGAAGGUGGAUGUUUGGGCAGCUGGCGUGAUUACGUACAUACUUCUCUGUGGAUUCCCACCAUUCCGGAGUGAGAACAAUCUCCAGGAGGACCUCUUCGAUCAGAUCUUGGCUGGGAAGCUGGAGUUUCCAGCCCCAUACUGGGACAGCAUCACAGACUCUGCCAAGGAAUUGAUCAGUCAGAUGCUUCAGGUAAACGUUGAGGCGCGCUGUACAGCGGGAGAAAUCCUGAGCCACCCUUGGGUGUCUGACGACGCCUCGCAGGAGAACAACAUGCAGGCCGAGGUCACAGGUAAACUCAAGCAGCACUUUAACCAAGCGCUCCCCAAGCAGAACAGCACCACCCCCGGGGUCUCCGUCAUCAUGAACACGGCUCUCGAUAAAGAGGGGCAGAUUUUCCGCAGCAAGCACUGUCAAGACAGCAGCAAGCCAGCGAGGGAGCAGCCCCUGCCAGCCCCUCCUGCAGACCGGGGGGCCCCUUGUCCCCCAGCCACCUCUGGCUGUGAUCUGGCAGGGACCUGGCGCCGCCACCGAGACUGAGCUGCGUGGCCCCGCCGGAGCUGCCCGCUGUGCCGGGAAGGCCACUGUUCACCUCCCCGCUGAAGGGCCUUUCUCUCCUGACUGCUGCUCUGACAACGUGUUGGCCUGUAGUCACUACCCGGGACCAGGACCAGGCGGCAUGAGCCGGCUGCAGCAGCCCGCACGUACUCUGCCCUGUCAGUUGUGGCGACAUUUGGAGUGACUGAGAUCAUCUGUGUUUCUAGCUCAGUAGACACUUGGCGAUUUACCCAGGCUGUGCACCUUUUCCCUGGGAGUAGUGCAUCCUCUUCACAGAAAUGCACUGUGAAGCAGGAUCAUCUCACUGGGGGACCUGAGUGCUCCCUUCUCGAAGAGGACGUGGCCGGGCUGCCCCUUUGUCCUGUCAGAGGCAGCAUGGCCUCCUUCCCCCGGGGCCUGGCCGCUCCUGACUUUGGGCCGUGCUCUGCCAGGCAGGAAGCAGCGGCCUCGCUGGAGCGCAGACGCGCCUCGUUUCCCGCCCUCCCUCCGUGUGUUAGGAACCACUGAUGAAGUGGCCGCGGUCUUUUCCGUGGACUGUGCAGCUGAGGCACCGACAGGCUCACCCCUGCCCGCGGUCACGAGGGACGGAAAGCCAGGGCAGUGCUGCCUAGACCCAGCGGGGCCUGGGGUGCGUGGCGCCCUCGGAUGGCCGUGACCAACCUCGGGAAGGCUGCUGGCAGUUUUUCCUCCCCUGCUCUUUUUACUAACGGUAACUUGUACUGUCUGACUCGCCUGUCCUCUGAACAGGUGGGCCCCGCGGUGACUCUCCUGGUUAGACUUUGUUUUCUCCAAGUGUCCCCAACCUCAAUAAACUCCCCCCUUGAGAAAAGCCAUGGGGC